GAUAUGCCUCUCCAGUCCCUGUAUACCAUGGUCAUGGAGCAUGACAUAAAGGCAGGGAACGUAGCCAUCGAUACAGCUGGAACAUUGCAUCUGAGAGAAUAUUAUCAGCCUCUUUUGGCCAAAAAAAAUGAAAUUGAGAAAUGGCGGAAGGAAUUCAAAGAUCAGUGGCAGAAAGAACAGAAAAGGAUGAACGAUUCCUUGUCUUCGAUGCGCAAAUCUCGCCUCCAUUACCUCCAGCGCUGUGAGGAUUUGGAAAAAGCCAAAGUGCAAAGUGCCAAAGCCGAAGAAGAGUUCCAGGCUAUCACAAGUAGUGGAAACAAGCAAUUGGAAAAACGACGGCGUUAUCGGGAUGAGGCUCAGUUAAAGGUUCAGGAAUCAGAAGUCGUAUAUAGAAGCUGUGUUUCUGAAUCCAACAAUCGUUGUCUCGAACUGAAAAAAGUCAGAGAGAGAAUUAUCUCUCACAUUCGCAAGCUAAUGUAUCAAGGAGAUGAAAUGCUGGUGAGGGUGUCCUUGAGGAUGUUCAAGCUCCAGCAAGCUCAAGCAGAACGGAUCCCUGUAGGAUACCAGAACUUGACUGAAUUCUGCAAGCCUUACAAGAUUGGUGAAAAAUAUCUGGAAUUUAUUCAAAAACUGCCAAAAAAAGAGCUUCCCAUUGAAGUGUACAGAUUUAAAGAAUUUGUAUCAGCAGGGCAGAGAAGAAAAAAUAUUGCACCUUGUGCUCGAAUUUAUUCAUCGGCUGCUGACCUCAGCAACUCAUCAGAAGAAACUCCCGGAAAGCCAUCUUCCUCAAGCAGUGAGCAAAGUCCUCACCAAUCUUUCUACAGUGACACGGAGAGUUUGGGAGGGAGCACUGAAUGCCAAAGCUUGGAUUCACCCACAUCUAGCCCAGGGCACAAGAAGUUGCUGAAAGCUCCAUCCACUGGAACGGUAUCCUCUUCAGAAGACUGUGAAGACAAAGAUUUGAUACAAGCCUAUGACAAUGAUCUAAAUGAUGUUGCAUCUGAAAAUGGCUUGUCCCAUUAUCAGUUUAAAAAAACAAUCCUGUCAAGUGCUGCUCAGACUCAUCGGCUGAGAAAACUGAGGGGGCCUUCAAAAUGCAGAGAGUGUGAGAACUUCAUGGUCAAUGGUAUCGAAUGUGAAGAAUGCCUGUUAACCUGCCAUAAAAAAUGUCUGGAGACCCUUCUCAUCAAUUGUGGUCAUCAAAAACUGCCAGCCCGGGCAUCGCUAUUUGGAAUUGACUUCAGUGAUGUGCCAAGGGAUUUCCCCGAGGAGGUGCCAUUUAUUGUGAUGAAAUGUACAUCAGAGAUAGAAACUCGUGCCUUGGGAGUGCAGGGAAUAUAUCGCAUUAGUGGGGCGAAAGCACGCAUGGAGAGAUUGUGCCAAGCCUUUGAGAAUGGACGAAGGUUGGUGGAGCUGUCAGAACAUUCACCCCAUGACAUCACCGGAGUCCUUAAACAUUUCCUUAAGGAGCUUUCCAGCCCUGUCCUUCCAUUUAAACUUUAUGAAGAUUUCAUGGCUUUCUCAAGAAAUUUGCAGAAAAGUGGGGCUAGUUCUGAGACAGAUCCCAUCAAGACCGCCAAGGAUUUGCUGAGCAAAUUACCAGCAACAAAUUAUAAUACUAUAAGGCAUCUUAUUGCUCAUCUGUACAGGGUGGCCGAAAACUAUCAGGAGAACAAGAUGUCCCCCAACAACCUAGGCAUCAUCUUUGGCCCUACUCUAAUCCGGCCUCCCUGUAAUAAUGAUGUGUCCAUGUCAUGCCUGGUGGAUUCAGGAUACCAGUCCCAGCUGGUUGAAUUUCUUAUCCUGAACUAUGAAAAGAUAUUUGGGAUGGAUGACCUGCCUUCAGCUGGACUCUGUGACUGUGAAAACUCUUUGAAACAGGCAAAUACUAAUGAAGUUCUUUCAAGCAAUCAAAGACUUUCCAAUGCAUCUCUUGAGAGCUCUGCCUCCAAGGUAUGUUUGGGUGAAGAUGAUUGUAGAAGUGUGGACAGUUCCUUCAUUGAGGUCAAGCAGAAAGACAGCGAGGAGCAAACUGUCAACCCCGUAGAGCUGAACAGGACAAAUGACAUAGAACUGCAAGACUUUAUACUUGAUCCAGAAGCUACUCUCAACCCACAAUCCAGGGGACGCUUCAACCGGAUGCCAAUAAAACAUACCCGUACCAUCAUCCCCCGAGUUUCCAGUCUGCCCCUGCUGGCUGCUGUUUUGUCUAAUUCAGAGGCAGCCGGUAGCCGCUUGGAGGCAAGUCCAAGUAGACGCAGUGCCUCACCUGAUACCUCUGGAAAGCGUAAACAUUUUGAGAUCACACCAGAAACUGCUAGGAUUGUCUCCAAGCUGCAGACUCAAAAUGGAACAGAAGAUUAUUAUCAAGCUCAGCUUGGGGCAGCUCUCCAGGAAAAGCCUCUGGAUGCAGUGGUAGAAAAUAAGACUGAAUCCCGAGCUAAAAUAUUGCUUGGGAAAUGAACUGGGCAAAGGACUAAAAGAUAUUCUGAAAUGCAUACAUCACAAAACAUCAGGGCUCUGUAGUGUAUUUGGAGAACAAACAAACCAGCCCUGACUAAGUCUAAGAGGAAUAGGACUGUUUCCAAAGAAAAGGGUGAACUAGAACUGAGUCGCUGAGAUACUAGAAACUAUAAACCCAGUGAAGCAGACUUUCAAAAGGGGAAUAUUACUGCAAAGGCACUGUGGGGAAGCAAAACAUUCCUAGGGAAAGUGGCAGGAAUUUUGCAGAAAUGGACAGAGAGCCAUGGAAACAACUGUUCCCAAUGGCCAGAUGGUAAGAGCAUUCAAGAUGGUACAGGGUUAUGUUUGACAAGGAUAAUGUGACUGUGUUGAAACCACAUGAUGGAAGUUUUGAUCAGAUUACUAUCUGCAAAAAUGUAUCCCGAAUGUUUAAAAUGAUCAAAAUGAUCACCAAAGAAAGAUAAAUUCUAUGUAAAUGUGUGCAAAAAAACCCUCUUUUGAAAUCUUGAAAUGCCAUUUCUCUAGCUUCUGAGCAGCAACAUGUUUAGGCAUUAUCAAUCCUGGAAAUGUACUUGUUUUUUAAAAAAAUGAAAUUUAUUUUUGGGAAGCUGAGUU
Messenger RNA from Thamnophis sirtalis, 3078 nucleotides. NCBI's taxonomy places the organism in Eukaryota, Metazoa, Chordata, Lepidosauria, Squamata, Natricidae. The record is from RefSeq and is a predicted model, not a curated record.